AUGGGUUGCGGAGCCAGCAAAGCCACCAUACUUUCAGAGGCACCAGUCUCUUCGAAUCAAGAUGAUUACUAUGCAUACCAAGGGACUGGACCCUGGCACGCCUGCCGCGCAGACAGCGUGAUCCAACCACGGCUCGCCAAGAGCGGAGCGGCAAGCGUGGACCAAUGUCCGCCAGCGACGUUGCAAGAGCUCUUGAAGAAGGCAGCUGAGCAAAAGGGGGACAAGCCAGCCAUGAAGGUGGAGCGACCACUACCUGCUCUACUUGCUGAUGGAUCAGCCCCACCGGUGCUGCCAGAUGAGCAGUGGAAGGUUUGGACUUACAAGCAGUAUUAUGACGAGUCCAGGAAGGCUGCCCGCAGCUUCGUGAAGCUGGGCUUCGAGGCUUGUGACACCCUGGCCAUCUGGGGGUUCAAUGCUCCCGAGUGGAUGCUCAGCGCCUUGGCCGCUGGCUUUGCAGGAGGCAAAGUCGGUGGCCUGUAUCCGACAGAUACACCAGAGACCGCAGCCUUCAAGAUUGUCCACAGUGGCGCGAGCAUCGUUGUCAUUGAGGACAAGUCUAAAUUGGAAAGACUGCUCCCAGCCCUCACGCAGCGCCUGCAAGAUGGUGGAGCCUCGCGAAUCAAAGCCUUUGUGGCCUACGGAUUCGAACCAGAAGCGAACUACACCGUCGAGCUGAAAGGAAGUUCCAAACCUGUGCUCAGUUGGUCAAGCCUUCUUGCAAUGGCAGACUCCGUUGAAGAGGAUGUGAUCGAAAGUCGUCUCAAGGCUGUGGAGCCCGGUCAUUGUGCAGUCUUGGUCUACACAUCCGGAACGACGGGGGAGCCGAAGGCGGUUAUGCUGUCACAUGACUGCAUGGUCUUCGAGACACGAACAGUACUCAGCAUGGCCAAAGCACACAUGGGCUUAUGCGCAAAGGCCGAACAGGAGAGGGUCUUGUCUUAUCUCCCACUCUCGCAUGUCGCCGGUAAGAUGGUGGAUAUUUGCUUCCCGUUUAUGGCCACGGCAACGACAUCGGCAUGGGUGACGACUUAUUUUGCCAGGCCGUACGACCUAAAAGCUGGCUCUCUGGGAGACAGGCUUCGCGCAGCCAGGCCCACGAUUUUCCUUGGCGUGCCCUUGGUGUGGGAGAAGGUCGCGGACAAGCUCCGUGCUUUAGGUGCCACAACGAAGGGUCUCAAGAAGAAGCUUGCCACGUGGGCCAAGGAAAAGGGCUUGGCAAACUCCAAGGCCUGUCUUCUAGGCGGAGACGGCGUGGCACCUUUCGCCUAUGGAGUUGCUGACAAGGUCGUCCUGAAGAAGAUCAAGGAGAAGCUCGGGUUGGACUGCCUGAAGUUCGGCGCUACUGGGGCGGCUCCCAUCCGCGUCGACACUUUGCAGUACUUCGGGUCUUUGGGGAUCACCAUCAACGAAGUCUACGGAAUGUCGGAAUCCUGCGCCGCUUGCACCGUCUCAACAGAUAGAGCCCACGUGUGGGGCUCUUGCGGCUUCCAGCUUCCUGGAGUGGAGGUCAAGGCUUUCAAGGUCGACCCGACAGACGUGAACAAGAAGGAAGAGUGUCCGAGAGCCCCGAGCAUGGAUGCGGCGGAGGACACGUACCAGGGCGAGCUCUGCUUCCGUGGCCGCAGCAUCAUGAUGGGUUACCUUGCGCAGCCGGAUCUGGGAAGCGAGCACGUGCGGGAGAUUGAGAAGAAGACGGCUGAGACUAUAGACUCCCAAGGAUGGCUGCAUUCGGGGGACAAGGGCAUGAUCACCCAAGCAGGGAUGGUGAAGAUCACCGGCCGCUACAAGGAGAUCAUCAUUGGCGCUGGAGGUGAGAACAUUGCCCCGGUGCCGAUUGAGGACCACAUCAAAGCCCAUUGCGACGGCAUCAACGAGGUAAUGAUGAUUGGCGACAAGCGCAAGUACAAUGUUGCACUGGUGACUUUGAAAGCUGUAGGCGCCAAUGGCGAGACGCCAGGGACCGACGACUUGGAUGCAGGGGCCCGAAGAGUGAAUCCGAGUGUCACGAAGAUCAGCGAGGCGAUGAAAGAUGCUACCUGGAUCGAGGCUGUGACCGCGGCGCUGAAGAAUGCCAAUGCCAACGGCAAGGUUUGCCCCAACAAUGCCUUCAAGAUCCAAAAGUUCAUGAUCUUGCCGACAAACUUUUCAGAGGAGCAGGGCUUCCUUACACCCACGAAGAAGUUGAAACGAGCCAUCGUGGAGAAUGCCUUCAAGAAGCAGAUCGAAAUGAUGUACAACUCAAGUGAGAUGUACGUGCAGUACGAGGAGUAA
Messenger RNA from Symbiodinium sp. CCMP2456, 2271 nucleotides. The record is from the annotation of a GenBank genome assembly. NCBI's taxonomy places the organism in Eukaryota, Dinophyceae, Suessiales, Symbiodiniaceae.